UUGUGUUUCGUGUUUUAUUUUGCUAAGUAGUUGAUUUCUUGUCUGUUGUGUUUCCUCGUGUGUGAUUGCUGAUUGGUCUCACCUGUGUUGAUUAUCCUCAUGCGUCUCCCCUGUGUCUUGUCAGCCCUUAGCCCUCUUGUGUAUGUAUGGCCCUGUCUUUUCCUUUGUUCUCAGUCGCGUUUUUAAUGUUUUCUGGUGUUACUUCCCUGCAUGUCAUCCUUAUGUUCCUCCUGUGAGUUUUUCCUGUAUUGAGUUCUGGGUUACCUGCCUUGCCUGCAGCACCUUUUGUUGGAUUUUUGUUUGUUUUCAUUAAAAACUUUUUGUUUGAAAACCCGGCCUCAUCUUUAGUCCCGCACUUGGGUCCUCACUUCAACACCUCCUCAAACCCUGACAGUGAAAAGAUAUGAAAUUGUUUUUAUUUAUAUAGAACUUUAAACAAUGGCUAACAGUCACGACACAGUGCUCUAAAUGGAUAACAUAAGAACAUAAGACAUAAAACACUAAAAACAAUAGAAAUAAUACUAAAUCUGUGUUGAGUGUAAAGAUAAAGUGAUGCUGGAGUGGUGCUCACAAACACAACAUGUACAAAGUCUGAUCCACAGAGAUUAAGUCAUCUGUUUUCAUGAGAGGAGGAGGAGCUCAACUGAGCAGGGGAUCAAGUUUCAUGAGAACAGAGAGGAAGAAGGAAGUCAGCUCAAACGACUCGACAGAAGAGGGUUGAACAAAGAGGAAGGGAAGAAGUCAACCAAAAGACAAGGCUAAAUCUGCUGAUCACUAGUGGCAGCAAAUCUUCUAAUUCCCACCUGCAGGAAAAGAGGAGGAGAGAGACAUGCACAAACAAACCUUCAGUACAAGGAACAGUAUGGUUUUAAAAAGUUCUACAUGCUGCAGAUGUCAGAGGAGGUCCUGGAUGAGUUGGACUUGGGGAAGUACAAGACACCAUGGGAGACACAACGGAGACUCAUCCCAGCUGUAAAGAACUGCAGAAAAGCUCGACUUACUGGAUGUGGACUGUCAGAGUCUGAUUGUGAUGUUGUGGCCUCAGCUCUGAAGUCCAACCCUUCCUAUCUGACAGAGCUGGACCUGAGUGAUAAUGACCUGAAGGAUUCAGGAGUGAAGCUGCUGUUCGCUGGACUGGAGAGUCCAAACUGUAGACUGGAGACUCUGAGAUUGACUGAGUGCAGUUUAUCAGAGAUCAGCUGUGAUCCUCUGGUCUCGGCUCUGAAGUCCAACCCCUCCCAUCUUAAACAUCUGGACCUGAGUUACAACAAGCUGCAGUACUCAGGAGUGAAGCAGCUAUAUGAUCUUAAGAAGAGUCCACUCUAUAGCCUAAAGACUCUUAGGGUGGACCUUUAUAAAGAGCUUUGGUUCAAUCCAAAGCUUCCUGCUGAGGGUGAUCUAACUGACGUCCCCAAAACUGAGAAGAAACACCUCCUCCUGUCUGAGGAAAACAGGAACAUGAGCUUCUCCCAGGAGUCUGCUUGGUCAUGUUUCAAACCUGAGGUGAUAACAGAAAGAGGAGGCCUUUCAUACAGCUUCAGGUUCCCGGGUUCAGGUGUGUUCCACUGUUCUUUGACUGGUCUGGUGUUUAAAGUGACUCAUGAGGGUGAGGUCUCCUACAAGACUUUGAUCUGGGACGAUGCUCUUCUUCAACGGGCCGGCAAGCUGCCUGGAGGGCCACUGUUCAGCAUCACCUGUCCUCAGGACUCUAUCAGUCAGCUCCACCUCCCACACUGUGAACCUGAGCCUGCACUGGUCUCUGAAAGCCUCUCAGUCGUCCACAUCACAGACGAUGGCAUGAGCAUCAUUCAGCCACUGGAGAUUUCUGAAACUCAUGUGAUCGUGGACGUCCCUCACCUCUCUGCCUUUGGCAUCGUGUGGGAUCUGGUCAAGCGGUUUAAGGAUUUCAUUACCAUACCAGUCAGAGGCCAAGUGCUGAUGUUCCUGCGACACAAACCUUGUCGCAUCAUCCGUGUGAUUCUGCUACCGAACAACGUACUUCUGCAGGAGGUAAAAGCUCAACACACUGACUGUGAGUACAUCCAGGCUCCGUCCCUUGGCCUUUUCCACAAAGGGCAACAUUACAGCCUCCACAGUGACCCAGAGGUUUAUAAAAUACAGCCUGCUCGUACAGAGUUUUUUGAAAACUAUGGACCAAAUUUCCACCCAACAUUUGAGGUCAUCAUGAAAACGAACAGAGAUGAAGUGACGCUGACCGUGCAUGAUCAAGACAGGACACAAGUCUGGCAGUACUGCCUUUAUCUGCCUGAAACCAGUGGACCUGAAGUUGACUCUUCUUCAGAAGUAAAUCAGCUGCUAGUGGAGAACAACUCGUCACCAGAGGAGAAGCUGAAGGAAGUUCGGACCAGAUUCAUUGACCAAGUAUCUGACACCAUUCUAAACAAGCUGCUGGAUGAACUGCUGCAGUGUGGAGUCAUAACUGAUGCUGAGGAUAGAGCUGUUAGAGCCAAACAGGGAGAUGAGAAAGCACGAGAACUCAUCGAUAUGGUGCGAAAGAAAGGAGCAGAAGCAAGUUCUAAGAUGAUCUCCAUCCUCUCUGUGUGUGAUUGGUACUUGUGCAGAGAGCUCGGCUUAAACUGAAGCAGAAAUCUAAAGGAGGGUCGAAUCAGUAAUAGAGAUCAUGUGUGAGGCUGGUGAAGCUUUCAGGAAUUUUCAGAUGUUGAUAAAGAAGAACACUUGUUACAGCAAACUUUAUCUGGGCUGUAUGAUGAGCACAGUAGAAUUGAGAAUUUAGUGGAGUACAGUUGUGACGUUUGUAAAUAAACUGAAUCUGUUGAUCUGCUUUUCAAAUUGAACGAUGGAAACAGAGUUGCAGUUGAAAGUCUUUCUGUUUUUCUUUCUUUUUCUUUUUUUACCGUGUUUCACACAUAACAUGCCGCAGUAUGCAGCAGCCUCAAGAAGGGAGAGGACACACUUCAAGAAUGACCCAAAGAAUGUAAUGCUUGGUGGAACUCUGUUGAGCAUGGUUUCAUGUCAAGCAGUUUCCAGGUUUCUAUACUGUACAGAGACUUCAGCAAAGAAAGUUAAUUCACAGCAAAUUGAGAAGAGUUGAAUUCUUGGUGUUAAACUAGAUAUACACUAGUAGAGAUAAUUAUACUCUGGGUACAGUUAAUUCAUUAUAAUUAACUAUCAGUUGAUAAAUAGUUGGUGUCAAAACCGAGUGUAAAAAGGAAGUGUCACUUAAUCAAACCUCUAGGUGUAAAUGUUUAAAUAUUAACUCCGAACUUCUAACUCUAAACUCUGAUCUUGUAUUUAACACCUCAAGUGUUAACGUUACUCUUCGGGCACCCGAAGUCAUUUUGAAGCGGUGAGCCACGGAAACUUUACUCGUCACGCUGUUACCAACCACCCGAACACCUGCUUAAUGAGCUAGAGGUUAGCACGCAUGCCUGGCCUCACUGUAACAUAGAAAGUGAGUAACGGCAGUAAACAGUACGUUUGGCUUGACGUUGUAGCUGAGUGAGACGAGUCA
Molecule: messenger RNA, 3493 nt
Organism: Mugil cephalus (flathead mullet)
Lineage: Eukaryota; Metazoa; Chordata; Actinopteri; Mugiliformes; Mugilidae
Product: NACHT, LRR and PYD domains-containing protein 1-like
Exons: 11
Coding region: 883-2601 (572 amino acids)
Biological process (GO): regulation of apoptotic process
Molecular function (GO): protein binding
Source: RefSeq, a predicted model, not a curated record